This is a messenger RNA of Ophidiomyces ophidiicola, 1365 nucleotides long. RefSeq lists its product as uncharacterized. The transcript has 4 exons. Lineage: Eukaryota; Fungi; Ascomycota; Eurotiomycetes; Onygenales; Onygenaceae. Gene Ontology annotation, biological process: transmembrane transport. Bases 1 to 1365 code for a protein of 454 amino acids. Gene Ontology annotation, molecular function: transmembrane transporter activity. Gene Ontology annotation, cellular component: fungal-type vacuole membrane. The record is from RefSeq and is a predicted model, not a curated record.
AUGGAAAAUUUUAGCGACAUUGAACUUCAAGCCCGCUCUGGACUCGAGCUCGAAAAAAAAUGGACUUCGAAGAGCAAUAGAUCCAACGAAUUUCAAGAUGAACAGCUCCCCAGCUCAGCGCUGCCACUACCACCGGUCGAUCGGGGAAUCCGUGCGUGGUUAUUCUUGGUUGGAGCUUUCCUGAUCGAAUCACUGAUCUGGGGUUUGCCCUUUUCGUACGGUGUUUUUCAGGACUUUUAUGAAACACAUGAGCCCUUUGAGUCGAACCCAUCAGGUAUCGCAGCCAUCGGUACGACCGCACUGGGCGUAAUGUAUCUUGGGAGCCCUGUGUGCUUCGCCUUGAUGGAAAAGUGGCUAUUUUGGCGGAAGUGGAGUCUUCAUGUUGGCCUUAGUUUACUUCUUACCGCGCUUGUUGCGUCAGCCUUCGCCACAAAAGUAUGGCAUCUGAUUUUCACACAAGGAGCAUUGUAUGGAAUUGGAGGUGCCCUCUCCUACAACCCUGCAGUCAUAUUUUGUGACGAAUGGUUUGUUUGUAAAAAAGGAUUUGCAUUUGGUGUGAUGUGGGCAGGAACUGGGUUUGCCGGCGUCACGAUACCUUUCCUAAUGUCAUGGAUGCUCAAGCGCUUCGGCCUCAAGGUGGCCCUUCUGUCAUGGGCGGCCAUUGUUGCGCUUCUUUUGACCCCCUUGAUCUUCUUUGUUCGGCCGCGUAUUCCAAGGAACCAUAAUUAUCGGCCAUGCCGCUUGUCGCUUCGCUUCUGUUAUAACAGGACUUUUAUUUUUCUCCAACUUGGAAAUAUCCUGGAGGGACUGGGGCAUUUCAUGCCUACUAUUUACCUACCCGCAUAUGCUCGCAACCUCGGAGUCCGUAACGAAGCCAUCACCACUUCAAUAUCUCUCGUUAACGCAGCCUCUAUUUUUGGAUCCACUUUUCUUGGGUUUCUGAUCGACAGAUUUCAUGUUACCACCGUCAUUCUAAUAAGCACCAUCGGAGCAACCCUUUCAAUUUUCCUCCUUUGGGGCCUCUCGUCAUCUGCCGGCCUGCUAUUCGUCUUUUCUAUCGCCUACGGUUUCUUCGCGGGGGGGAACGCUGCCACCUACGCUGGAAUUCUCAAGGAGGUAUCCAGUGAUAAGCCUGAAAGUGGCGGUGGCACAGGGAUGGUCAUCGGUAUGCUCUCCGCUGGCCGCGGAAUUGGAAGUGUCGCCUGUGGCCCCCUAAGCGAGAUUUUAAUAAGAGGGCGGCCCUGGGCAGGCAAAGCUGGGUUGGGUUAUGGUACGGAAUACGGUCCACUGAUCAUUUUUACCGGAACCAGUGCCCUUCUGGGGGGAAUCGGCUUUGCUGCGAGAAAACUAGGGUGGAUGAAAUAG